CAACACUAGUCCCUGACAUUUGUCUUUGGGUAAAUUUUCCUUUCUAAACUUCUUUCUAUAUUCCUCAGUGUUGGUUGGUGUGAGUGUUAAUUUACUUAGUUCUUUCAACUCCCUUUAUUUAUUCCAGUGUUGAGUGAUCUCUAUUUUCCUAUCGUCUACCUUUUCCUCUACUAGUUAACUUUCCCUUCCUCUAUCUUUGUCUCCCUCAGAGAUCUCUCUCUCUCUCUCUCUCUCUACCAUUCUUAAUUUGGUGAAUAAUUUACAUGCUUUUAACUGAACUUCUGGGUUUUCUUUGUUUUUCUUGGUAGUUUAAUUUUGAGAUCAUCCUCUCCUAUAAACGGUAGUCCACAACAAUUUCUUUCCUCUCACUCACCUCUAACCAUGGGAGACCCUUACAACAAUUUCUUUAAGGAUCUCUUCAAUUACAACCCUAAUUUCUCCUCUAAUACCCUUCCUCCUCCUCCGCUAGCUAUCCCCGCUUACAACUACAACUACAACUACAACUGCAGUAACUCUCACCACUUUCAAGCACCACCGCCUUCUCCUCCUCUAAGGGAAGCCCUCCCUCUCCUUAAUAGCUUUAGCGCAACAAGGCGUCAAGAAGAAGAUCAUCUUGAACCAAACUCAUCAAGGCCUUCUGGUGAAGAAGUGAACAAGAUGGGCUUAUGCGGUGAUAAUCAUUCUCAUGCGGACGAUGAGGUUGAAGAAGUCACAGUUGCUCUCCAUAUAGGACUCCCGAGCCCUAGCGCAUCAGAUCUCAUCUCCAGGGUCUCUUCCAACAACCAAGAGGAAGAAGAAGAUGGAGAUCAAGGAGACAAAGAAGGUGAUGUUGCUCCUUUAGUGUAUCCUACAGGUCCUAUAGGGAGACUAAACAAAGGGCAGUACUGGAUCCCUACCCCUUCACAGAUCCUCAUAGGUCCUACUCAAUUCUCAUGUCCUGUUUGCUGCAAGACCUUCAAUAGAUACAACAACAUGCAGAUGCAUAUGUGGGGGCAUGGAUCACAAUAUAGAAAGGGCCCUGAAUCUCUCCGAGGCAUCCAACCUACAGCGAUGCUGCGACUGCCGUGCUACUGCUGUGCUCCAGGGUGCCGGAACAACAUAGAUCAUCCAAGAGCAAAGCCAUUGAAGGACUUCAGAACACUCCAAACUCACUACAAACGAAAGCAUGGGAUCAAACCCUUCAUGUGUAGAAAAUGUGGAAAGGCCUUUGCAGUGCGAGGAGACUGGAGAACUCAUGAGAAGAACUGUGGUAAGCUUUGGUAUUGUAUCUGUGGCUCUGAUUUCAAGCACAAAAGAUCACUUAAAGACCAUAUUAAGGCCUUUGGCCAAGGACAUGCCGCUUAUGGCAUUGAUUGUUUCGAUGAGGAGGAAGAGCCCUCGUCAGAGAUUGAGCAACAUUGUGAUGCAUCUCACUCGGAGAAGGUGAAGUAAAUUGGAGUAAUAGGUACUUUCUUUAUAUUUUUUCCAUUCCAUAUUUGGUCGCAAUUAGUCAGGUUGGGAAGGAAACAUAACAAUGUAAGCCAUGAUCUCUUGUAAAUGGAUCUUCUAUCUAGUUUAAUGUGAACUAGAAAUGCAUAGGGUAAAAAAUAUAGGUGUGACAUGAUGUGAGUAUUGAG
Messenger RNA from Asparagus officinalis (garden asparagus), 1616 nucleotides. Its product is annotated as zinc finger protein WIP2-like. Lineage: Eukaryota; Viridiplantae; Streptophyta; Magnoliopsida; Asparagales; Asparagaceae. Gene Ontology annotation, cellular component: nucleus. The transcript is spliced from 2 exons. Gene Ontology annotation, molecular function: DNA-binding transcription factor activity. The record is from RefSeq and is a predicted model, not a curated record. The coding region runs from base 382 to 1431 and encodes 349 amino acids. Gene Ontology annotation, biological process: anatomical structure development; regulation of gene expression.